AUGGGUGAUGGCUCCGUCACCACUUCCGCAGGCCCAUCAUGGUGGUCGUUGUCCUACUGGGCUGGGAGGAACCAGCAUAGACCCCUAUCAGUGAAGGAGAAUGCAGAAUCGAGUGCUGCCACAUCUGCAAAUUUGCAGAAUGCGCCGUCUGCUUCGGAAGUACCGCAAACGACGGUAUGCCCCGAAGUUAGUACUGAAGAAUUAUCUGGUUAUGAAAGGUUGCGAUUAUUAUAUACGAGACCAAGCAUGGAACGGGAUUGUACACUUAGGAUCACGCGUAUGGCAUUUCUGAGUGGAUUUUUCCUAGGUGGGAUCUCGACGUACGCGCAAGCGAGCGAAACAUUUGAAAGGAGCAAUGUCGGUCGCAAAUACUUGAGUCCUAGCGAUGCAUUUAAACGCCGAAUGGAUUAUGGGAUCGUACGGUUCGCAAAAACUGGAUUCCCUAUGGGUCUCAAGUGCGCAGUCAUCUCUGGGAGUAUUGUACUGUUGACAACCCAUUUGGCUGCCUACCGACAACGGUUCUCAUCGUGGUACUUCCCAGCCCUUUCAGGUGCGCUCGCGGUCGCCCUGCAUGAAGCAUUAGUUGGUGGAGUGUUCACGUUUCCACUUGGUGUCAUCGGUUCGAUAAAAGCUGUGGGCCUAGGAGUCACUUCAGGACUGACUUUGACUGCCAUUGUUCAUUUAUACGCCCUAAGUGUGGACAAGCCCGUUAAUGAGGCAUACUGGACCUUCAAGAGGGAUUACGAGAAGGAUCUUCGCUUGGCUCGGGAGUGGGAUGAACGAGUGAGAGAAUUAAUGAAAGCGGAAAAGAUCUGGUGGAAAGGAACUGCAGCGCAGAAGUUGAAGAAGCUUGACGAGGAGAAAAUUGGCCUCACCAAGACGCCUAACUUUUGUAUACUCAAGGAUUUUACGUUAGUUCUCACCCCAUGGAAUCACCGAAACUCUCCAAAAGUUUGGAGCUAUCAUUAG
Messenger RNA from Ostertagia ostertagi, 969 nucleotides. The record is from the annotation of a GenBank genome assembly. NCBI's taxonomy places the organism in Eukaryota, Metazoa, Nematoda, Chromadorea, Rhabditida, Trichostrongylidae.